UAAAAUCAAGAAUGAUAGACUUUUAUUUUGCGGGGAAAACAGAGCCCCCACCACCCAGCGCCAUCAUCAGAGGAAGAUAGAUAGAGAGAGAGAGAGAGAGAGAGAGAAAACGAGGGUCCUAAAUUCCUAAUCCAAAAUCCCAAACCCUUCUUUUAUGUUCCUCUUGAUGCCAUUGAAUUGCUCAGAUUCAAACACGGCACCAUAAAUUGUUAUAAAAACAAAAAUCUCUUUUAAACAUAUAAUAAAAAUAAAGAUAAUGCGGUCUUCGAGCUUGGCUGUUUUAUGAUCUGCCUCUGCCCUUUCCGGCUGCUUUUCCUAUUAUUAUUAUAAUUUUUUUUUUUUGAAAUACCUUUUUCGUCUUCGCUGUCUUCUUCUUUUUUCUUUGUUCAUGCCCUGAGAUAAAAGAAAAGGAGUAAAAGGAGAAGUAAUAAACGGAAAUGGCUACAAGAGGAAGCAGAUCAGAGAAGGUGAAGAGGAUUUUUCAGCAAUUCGAUGCUAACCAUGACGGAGGUCUCAACAGGGAGGAGAUGGCAGCUCUCGUCGUAGCCGUUAAUCCUAGGGUCAAGUUUAGCGAUGAACAGAUCAAUGCCAUUCUCGACGAGGUCUUCCGGACGUACGGUGAGUUCAUCGACGGCGAGAAAGGUCUAACCUACGAGGGGCUUUUGCGGACAUACGACGACGGUGCCGGCGACGUCGACCGUGACUUCGACGCGCUGGGGCUCGAGCUCAUUUUGGACGACAAAGGGGUUUCCUUGGCGUCUGAGGCUUCAUCGUCUUCGAUAGUGGACGAGCGGGUCGUGGAGUCGCAGAAGAAGCAGAGGACGGCUGCUUGGGCGGUGUCGCCGAAUCACGGAAUCGUGUUCGACGAUACGUGGAAGAUUGUGGACGAUUUGGAGAUUUUGAUAAAGAGGUUGAAGGCUAAACAAGCCAAGGAUGGGAAACUGAAAGGGGACAACUUCGACGCCUACUCGGAUGCUGGGUGGUCGCGGGAAUUGGGGCCUUCUUCGGAGCUUUCGGACAAGAGAGUGUUCUGGGAAGAAUCUGGGCACGACUAUGCUGUGUUUGUGAAGGAAUUGGGGGUGUUGAGGACCAGAGCUGACGGUGCUAGGUCGAGGGAAGAGGCUUUCGAUGGGCACAUGGCCAUUGGGAGGGUUUUGUAUGAGCACCAGCUGUUCAGGGAGGCCAUGGUGAGUUUCAAGAGAGCUUGUGAGUUGCAACCUAUCGAUGUCAGGCCGCAUUUUAGAGCUGGGAAUUGCUUGUAUGUUCUUGGCCAGUACAAAGAGGCAAAAGAGGAGUUCUUGUUAGCUCUCGAGGCAGCUGAGGCCGGAGGGAACCAGUGGGCAUAUUUGUUACCACAAAUCUAUGUGAAUCUUGGGAUUGCGCUUGAAGGUGAAGGUAUGGUUUUAAGUGCCUGUGAGUAUUAUAGAGAAGCUGCAAUUCUUUAUCCAACUCAUUUUAGAGCUUUGAAACUUCUUGGUAGUGCUCUCUUUGGUGUUGGGGAAUAUAGGGCGGCCGUGAAGGCCUUAGAAGAGGCCAUUUUUAUGAAAUCAGACUACGCCGAUGCGCAUUGCGAUUUGGCUUCUGCUUUGCAUGCCAUGGGGGAGGAUGAGAGGGCAAUUGAGGUCUUUCAGAAAGCCAUUGAUCUAAAACCUGGUCAUAUAGAUGCUUUGUAUAAUUUGGGUGGGCUUUAUAUGGAUUUAGGUAGGUUCCAGAGGGCUUCUGAGAUGUACACUAGGGUUUUAGCUGUGUGGCCAAACCAUUGGCGAGCACAGCUUAACAAGGCUGUGUCCUUGUUGGGAGCUGGAGAGACUGAGGAAGCUAAGAAAGCUCUGAAGGAAGCAUUGAAAAUGACCAACAGAGUGGAAUUGCAUGAUGCCAUAUCACAUUUGAAGCAGCUGCAGAAGAAGAAGGUGAAAGGAAAUGGGGGUACGAAUGGAGAGGGGGCUUUUGUCGUUGUGGAACCCUCAAAAUUUAAGACAGUUGGUGAGAAGACUACGUUGAGACAGGACUUGUCCAGCGCUCUUGGAAUUAGGGCUUUUCAAAGGGUUACAAGAUUGAGCCGCUGUGAUGUAGAGCUCGUGAAGAAGGAAAUGAGUGAUAAAGACGUCCCAGUGUCCUAUUCUGGUAGUGGUGUUCCCGAGAGAUCCAUACGUAAGCCCAACUUGGAAGAAAUACUCCGGAGGUUGUUAAAUUUUCUAAAGCCUGAGACAUUCCAGGGAGCUGUCAAAGCCAUAAAUGAGAGGAUACUCUCUGUCUUGGAUGAUAUGGGUUCAGGCAGGGUGGACUUGGGCAUGUUUUAUGCUGUUCUAGCCCCCAUUUGCAAUGGUCCUCCAGAAAAGCGUAAACGAAUUGCAUUUGAUGCGCUUCUGUGGCGUCCUGUGAAUGAAGGUGGUUCUCAGAUUAGAAAAGCUGAUGCAGCUGGAUAUAUCAAAUUGCUGAGGGCUAUAUAUGUCCCUUCCCAGGGAGUGAGUGAGAUGCUGGAAGUCCAUGGAGAAACCGAUGCUUCAAUGGUUUCUUUUUCAGAGUUUCUUGUAAUGUUCGAUGACCCAGAUUGGGGUUUUGGUAUCAUGUCCACUUUGUUGAAGCUCGAGACUGGCGAUAGGAACCGCCAUGGUGACCAUAUCUGCUCAGUUUGCCGCUAUCCAAUUAUUGGUUCCCGCUUUAAGGAGAUUAAGGCUCAUUUUAGUUUAUGUAACCAAUGCUACAGUGAUGGGAAGGUGCCUCCUACCUAUAAGCAGGAAGAGUACAGAUUCAAAGAAUAUGUAAGUGAAUCCGAAGCAAUGAAAGAUAAAUGUAUGUGCUUUAGUUUGCAAUCCCAUAACGAUCCAUAGUUAGAUAAUUUUAAGUCUUUUUUUUUUUUUUUUUAUUUUAUUUCCGUCGAUCCUGUAUUAUUCUGUGGGUUAUUCUAGUUGUUUCAGUGUGAAAUACGUAGUUCUUGAAUGUGUUCAUUGGCCGUGAUGCCCUUGUAUCAUAAAUUGUUUCAAGCGCCGCUCCAGUAUCUCUGUUUGCCGAUAUUGUCUGUGAAAAACCUCUUUCUAUUAUUUUUCAUAGCUCUUUGAGAUGCUGUAUAGUGUCAGUAUCAUCUAUGGUCCUCCAUGUAGAACUUUCCUUUUUUCCAGAUGUAUACAUUGUAGGGCAAUUGGCUUUCCAUGUAGGGUUUCUUCCAAUUUUACGGGACAUUUAAAAUUCUGCUGUAUCAAUAUAUGACCAUUGAGAAGGUGGCUUUCCCCGA
This is a messenger RNA of Ziziphus jujuba (common jujube), 3232 nucleotides long. RefSeq lists its product as uncharacterized. The transcript has a single exon. The record is from RefSeq and is a predicted model, not a curated record. The coding region runs from base 438 to 2831 and encodes 797 amino acids. Gene Ontology annotation, molecular function: calcium ion binding; protein binding. NCBI's taxonomy places the organism in Eukaryota, Viridiplantae, Streptophyta, Magnoliopsida, Rosales, Rhamnaceae. Gene Ontology annotation, cellular component: plasma membrane.